Molecule: messenger RNA, 1786 nt
Organism: Colletotrichum godetiae
Lineage: Eukaryota; Fungi; Ascomycota; Sordariomycetes; Glomerellales; Glomerellaceae
Product: FAD dependent oxidoreductase
Exons: 2
Coding region: 333-1727 (464 amino acids)
Cellular component (GO): cytoplasm
Molecular function (GO): oxidoreductase activity
Source: RefSeq, a predicted model, not a curated record
GGGAUGGAUCCCAUGCCCGAAUCAUCUUAUCUCGGUUUUCCGACUUCAAUGCUCCUUAUCAGUCCCAAUCGAGCAUCAACGGCACGUUUGUUGAACGAAAAGGUGCCGGUUCGUUUUGAUGGUAGCGCCAGCCCAAAGAAGCGGCUUCUGCUCGCUUGUCUCCCCCAACAUUGGUAUAUAGAAAGUCCACACAUAUUGCUUAUCAGUCCGAGCCUCACUUCUAGCCUGCCCAGUAAACCUUUGCCCCUCCUUUGUGAAGAAGAGACCCGGAAGAAGCCUGCCAAGCCCACCUACCGCCUCUCAUCCAGCCCAUCCAGUCACAUCCCAACGCCAUGCCCGCACCAAGGCCGACGAACCGGAACCCGGUUCCCAACCCCGUCAUCUCCUUCUGGAACGCCGCGCCCCGGGCCCUAGACGACCACCGCACAACCCCGGAGCUCCCUGCUACGAGCGACAUCGUCAUCGUCGGCGCCGGCUUCGCGGGCGUCGCCACGGCCUACCACAUCCUCAAGGACAACCCGUCCCCGCCGUCCAUCACCAUCCUCGAGGCCAGGAAGGUCUGUUCCGGCGCCUCGGGUCGCAAUGGCGGGCACGUCAAGCCCGACACGUAUUUCCAGGUGCCCAAGUACACCAAGCUAUUUGGGCCCGAGCAGGCGGCCAAGUUGGCUGCGUUUGAGGCCUCAAAUGUGUAUGCCGUCAAGGAGCUUGUAGAGAGCGAGGGGCUGGAUUGCGAUUUUCAUCUGACGCGGGCGGUUGAUGUGUAUCUUGACCCGGAGCAUGCCAAGGAGACUGAGGCUGCAUAUCGGGAAUUAGUCAAGGCGGGCGUUGUGGAUAUGAAGGAUGUUGCCUUCACUCCCAAGAAGGACGCCGAAAGGGUUUCAGGGGUGAAAGGCGCGCAGUGCGCCUUCUCCUUCACGGCAGCACAUCUAUGGCCAGCAAAGAUGGUCCACCAGCUCCUAGACCGCCUCCUCCAAAAGGGGCUGAACCUGCAAGCCAACACGCCAGUAACAUCAGUAUCAUCGACGCCCGACGCCGCCGGCCGCUGGACAGUCCAGACCCCGCGCGGCACCAUUAGCGCAGGUAAAGUCGUCGUAGCCACAAACGGCUACACGGCACAAGUCCUCCCGCAAUACGAAGACCGCAUCGUCCCCGUCCGCGGCCUCUGCAGCCGCAUCACCAGCCCGGGCGGCCCCAACAGCCCGCACCUGGUCAACACGUACGGCAUCCGCUUCGACGCGCGGAACAACGACUACCUCAUCCCGCGAGCGGACGGUAGCAUCGUCGUCGGCGGCGCGCGGCAAAUGUUUUGGCAUAAGCGGGGGGAGUGGUUCGACAACGUCCGGGACGACGAGCUGGUCAAGGGCGCGGCGCCGUACUUUGACGGGUACAUGCAGAGACAUUUCCGCGGGUGGGAGGAGAGCGGCGCGACGACGGAGAGGGUGUGGACGGGUAUCAUGGGGUAUAGCUCUGAUUUUAUGCCACAUUUGGGCGGUGUGCCUGGGAAGCCGGGGCAGUUUAUCAUUGCUGGGUUUUCUGGCCACGGGAUGCCAGAGAUUCUGCUUUCGAGUAAGGGUGUGGCGGCCAUGAUUCGUUAUGGGGCUUCGUUUGAGAGCACGGGGCUGCCGAGUAUCAUGGAGACGUCAAAGGCGAGGAUCGAGAGGAAAGAUAGUCCUCUUGAGAACGGGCUCAAGUCUCUGUGGGAGGAUGACUUGAAGGCGAAACUGUGAGCGAUUUGUAUCCAUAGCACGGUGGUAAUUGAUAAAGAUGCCAAGUUAAUAUCACAUUG